UGAAGAUAAUUAGGUUCAUUUUCGACCGACUUGGUGUCUGUGCACAGUGUGCGCUGCAGGAUGGCUGUUGCGCAAAAGACCAGCUGCAUGCUAGCUGUGGGUGGAAACAAGAUCGAUGCUCCCGUCACUGUGGUCGCCUUGUGUAUCACCAGGCCCAAUCGUUUCACAGUGGCACGAGAUUUCGGAUGCAGAGUGGGAGGACAUGUUGGAGGGUUUUGACGAGAGAAGUUACCUGAACGCUCGGCGCUGGAAGCCCGGCGACGACCCGUACACCCUGUACGCAUUCAACCAGAGAGAGAGCGAACGCAUCCCCAGCAACCGAGCCCUGAGAGACACACGACACUACAGGUGCUUUGUGCUACAGACCAGCCACAUCGAUGGACUUCUAAUCACAGAGAGCUGCACCACUCUUCACUAUGACUCCGACCUUCCUCCAACCUCCAUCAUCAUCACCUUCCACAAUGAGGCCAGAUCCACUCUGCUGCGCACCAUCAGGAGUGUUUUAAACCGAACUCCAGUUCAUCUCAUCCAUGAGAUCAUUCUGGUGGAUGACCUCAGCAACGACGAGAGUGACUGCCAGCUUCUCACCAAACUACCAAAAGUCAAAUGCCUUCGCAACAGCAAGAGAGAAGGUCUGAUCAGGUCCAGGGUGCGGGGGGCCGAUGCUGCACGAGCCGGGGUCCUCACCUUCCUGGACAGCCACUGUGAGGUCAACAAGGACUGGCUGCCCCCACUGCUGCAGAGGAUCAAAGAGGACCCAACCCGUGUGGUCAGCCCAGUCAUCGACAUCAUAAACAUGGACACUUUUGCCUACGUGGCAGCUUCUGCGGAUCUCCGUGGAGGUUUUGAUUGGAGUCUCCAUUUUAAAUGGGAGCAGCUGUCACCAGAGCAGAGGGCUCAGCGGAUCGACCCGACUGAGCCAAUCAAGACUCCCAUCAUCGCAGGCGGGCUCUUCGUGAUUGACAGGUCCUGGUUCAAUCACCUUGGCAAAUACGAUGCCGCCAUGGACAUCUGGGGCGGGGAGAACUUUGAGAUCUCGUUCCGGGUGUGGCAGUGUGGCGGCAGUCUGGAGAUCCUGCCCUGCAGCAGAGUGGGUCACGUGUUCAGGAAGAAACACCCGUAUGUCUUCCCUGAGGGCAACGCCAACACCUACAUCAAGAACACACGACGAACAGCUGAAGUGUGGAUGGACGACUUCCGGCUCUUCUACUACUCUGCUCGCCCUGCAGCACGAGGCAAAUCCUAUGGAGAUAUCCAAGGCAGAGUGGAACUCCGCAAGAAGCUCAAGUGCAAAUCCUUUAAGUGGUACCUGGACAAUGUCUACCCUGAGCUCAAGGUCCCAGAUGAUUCCGACUCCAAGUCCGGCGUGAUCAAGCAGCGGCAGAACUGUCUGGAGUCUCGCCGGGUCGAGGGCCAGGAGCUGCCCGUCCUCACACUAGCUCCCUGCGUAGGAGGAGAGGGGGUCCCCGCCAUCAAUCAGGAGUGGGUGUACACGCAUGGGCAGCAGAUCCGCCAGCAGCAGCACUGUCUGUCUCUGUCCACCACCUUCCCUGCCUCCCAGGUCCUGCUGCUGCCCUGCAACAUGGCCGAUGGCAAGCAGCGGUGGCAGAAGUCAGGGACCCACCUGGAGCACCUCGUGUCCCGGUUCUGUCUGGACUCAGAGAUGGCUCUGGACGGGAUGGACUCCUCCCGAAUGCUAGUCAUCAGCCCCUGUGAACUGAGCGCAUACACACAAAGAUGGGAGGUCCCCUUCUCCUGACCCCCGUGUCUGUGACCUUUCACCUCCACAAACCUGCCAUGUGACCCAUUGUUCACCUCCAGCACCUGGGUAGAAACAGCUGCUCGGGCAGCGUGAAGAUGCAUGAGCAUGUCGUGUCCCAGUGGUGGAAUGGAGAGCUGCAGAGCUUUGGUGCCUCUUCACAGUUUAUCACGACUAGAAGCCAAGUACAGAAGAAGAUCUGUACGGAAUCGAAACAUUACUGAAGGAAGAGAGACAUCACAAAUGUCAAGUUUGUUUUUCUGUAUGAGGCUUUUCAGACAUUUGGUGGAGAGUCAAACCAAGUGCACCUUAAAAACCCCUGAACUGUCAAAGAUUUGCUUGAGGGAAAAAAAAUAUAAAUCAGAGAAUGUAAUCUUUUGCAAUGUUUGUAUUUGGGGCUGUUCAGAAUCUGGGAAUUAAAAUCAAGCACAACUGGA
Molecule: messenger RNA, 2196 nt
Organism: Monopterus albus (swamp eel)
Lineage: Eukaryota; Metazoa; Chordata; Actinopteri; Synbranchiformes; Synbranchidae
Gene: galnt14
Product: UDP-N-acetyl-alpha-D-galactosamine:polypeptide N-acetylgalactosaminyltransferase 14 (GalNAc-T14)
Exons: 17
Coding region: 116-1759 (547 amino acids)
Biological process (GO): protein O-linked glycosylation
Cellular component (GO): Golgi apparatus
Molecular function (GO): polypeptide N-acetylgalactosaminyltransferase activity
Source: RefSeq, a predicted model, not a curated record